CAGGGAACAAGCAGUUAUAUGCAGGUCACAAGCAGAAGCAGAAAAGUAAACACGAAUGAAUGAAAGGGAUUGACAAGAGUGGUAUUUUUUGUCAGACAAACACAUUUUUUCCAUAUAAAUCUCCCUCUUUCGCCAUGAGACUGUUGUGUUUUAUGAUUUCACGGACUUCUCCGUCCUGUUUUCAUUCUGACCUCCCUGGAUGAACUCAAAUGAAUUCAUUAUGCGUUUGAAACUUAGCCGAGCAGUAUAUUUAACUGUGUUUCUGAUAGGAUGCAUUUUGUUGUGGUACUUAGUUCGGCAAAAUCAUCCAGAGUUCACCAAAACAUGUGAAUUAACAAAGGUGUUUCAAGACAACCUAUUAAAACUGUCGUACAGGGUCCACAAGGUUUUGGAUAUUAUGAGUUUGAAUCAUUGUCUGUGCUAUGGAGCGCUGUGGGGACAAGUUCGAAGAUCAAGCACAUUGCCAUGGGAAGCAGAUGUAGAAUUCUGCGUCAACAAUAAAGAAUUAUCAGCAUUUGAUGAAAAUUUCAUUGACAGACUUUUUAGAAAGCAUAAUUUAACCCUCUUGUAUGAUUCAGCUGAAGGAAUUUAUUCAAUCACAGAUCAUGGAUUCCAGCCUGGAGCCCAAGUCAAAUUAAUUGUAUUUGAAGAAGAUCCAAAACUUGAUGUAAUGCGCAGGAUUGGAUGGAAGAGACGAAUGCUGCCCCCCAACUGUGAAGAUUCUAAAUCUCUAGACUGUUUCCCAGUUCGCCUACUGCGAAAGCCAUUACCAAUGAAGCUGUUUGGAUCGGAGCAAAUGCCUGUUCCUUGGGAAAGUCUUGAGAUUCUUAAGUACCACUAUCCUGACAACUGGUGGCUUGAAGUGUUCCCAUUAAACUGUUAGUAAAAAAAAUUAACAAGA
Molecule: messenger RNA, 901 nt
Organism: Thrips palmi
Lineage: Eukaryota; Metazoa; Arthropoda; Insecta; Thysanoptera; Thripidae
Exons: 4
Coding region: 200-883 (227 amino acids)
Source: RefSeq, a predicted model, not a curated record